Messenger RNA from Anolis sagrei ordinatus, 3119 nucleotides. Its product is annotated as prolactin-releasing peptide receptor-like. Gene Ontology annotation, biological process: G protein-coupled receptor signaling pathway. NCBI's taxonomy places the organism in Eukaryota, Metazoa, Chordata, Lepidosauria, Squamata, Anolidae. Gene Ontology annotation, molecular function: neuropeptide Y receptor activity; neuropeptide binding. Gene Ontology annotation, cellular component: neuron projection; plasma membrane. The record is from RefSeq and is a predicted model, not a curated record.
CAAGGGUGGACAGCUCCGAUUGAGUCUCUUCAUUCAGUCAAUUCAGUCUGAGCAUCCCCGAAAAGGGAGAUCAGAAAGUAACCCCAUUUAGACUGUAGAAGAUGUUUCUUUUCCGAAAGCAACUCUCGACUUUGGACUAGAGCAACGAAGGGAUUUGGAAGAGGGUUUCUUUUCAGGGAGGGGAAGAUCCACUUGGGCGACUGGAGGAAGGAGAAGAGGGGGCUUGGCAGGGUUCCUGGCUCUUGUCUCUGCCAUCCCUGGGAGGCUCUGCAAGAAAACCUGGGCAAAACCCCAGACAACCGCUCAACAGGUUGGAGACAGGCGUCACGGAUUUCCACAAGAGGAAACAGAAGAACAAACCUGAGAUAAGCACCAUCGCAGCCAAAAUUCAAGAUGGCAACUCACGGCCAGCUACCAAAUGAUUCCUGUGCAAAUAGCUCGGCUCCCAUUUUCACAGGCCUGGAUCUCCUCUUCGAACUGAAGCCUCUCUUCAUCCCUCUCUAUGCCCUUCUAGUCCUUGUGGCCUGCACUGGCAAUGUUCUCCUUAUUGUUUUGAUUGGUUUCACCAAAAAGUUGCACAGCACCACAAAUUUCCUCAUUGGGAACUUGGCAGCGGCUGACUUAAUCAUGUGCAUUUUCUGUGUCCCCUUGACUGCUUCUUAUGCGUUUGAAAUGCGUGGGUGGCUCUUUGGGACGUUCAUGUGUUACUUUGUCACCCUCAUGCAAGUGGCAACCGUGUUUGUAUCUGUCCUGUCCCUCACAGCAAUCGCUGUGGACCGAUAUGUUGUUGUAGCUUACCCCAUCCGCAAAAGAAUCCAAUGCAGGUCCUGUGUCUAUAUAGUGGCUCUCAUUUGGUUACUCUCCAUCAUGGUCUCCAUACCCACCUCCAUGCACACCCAUUACCUGGAUCUAAACAGCAUUGGUCAUGACAUGAUCAUUUGUGAAGAGUUCUGGAAACACCACAAGAUGGAGAGGCGCUUGUAUUCUUGCCUGAUGCUCCUUUUAUCCUACAUGCUCCCACUGUUGUCUGUGUCCAUUUCUUAUUGUGCCAUUUCUUAUCAUCUCCAGAAGAGAAAAGUCCCAGGAGCUGCAUGCCACAGCCAGGAAAAGUGGGCUAAAAAAAAGCAGAAGACCUUUCGGAUCCUAGUUAUCGCUGUCAUGUGUUUUGCUUUCUGCUGGCUCCCCCUUCAGGUGGUUAACCUGAUCCGAGAUAUUGAUGAGGAAUUUGCCAUCCUUGACAAGAGAUACGUGAAUGUCAUCCAAGUGUCCUGCCAUCUUGUUGCAAUGAGUUCGGCGUGCUUCAAUCCAUUCAUCUACGCUUCCCUCCAUGACAAGUUUCGUUUCCACAUUGGUAACUAUUUUUAUCACAGGAAGAAGUCAAGCAUCACGUCAUGCAAGGUCUCCCGGCUGACCACCUGCUCCACUUUGGCAGAUAGUCCUGGGAUCAUCUCAGAGAAAAUAGCACUUCAAGUUGGGCCCAAGCAUCAUUCAGGGGGACCCAGUACAAAGUUGUAAGUUGCCUACACACAUCCCAUGAAUCAGUUGCAGCCCAUAUGCACAGUUUUCAUGAAUUGUGGGGAAAAUCUUACUAUUUAAUUCUGUAAAACAUACUAUACAUUUCCAAAUGCCUGAUCAAUGGGACUACAGCCAGGGCUGGAGGUGGAAAGGGAUCUCCAGACCCCAACAAAGUAUAUGCUUUCUGUCCCCUAGGAUUGCAUGCUGUUGUGGAUCCUGUGUGGGGAGGAAAGCAAAAUAUAUUUUAAAUAAAUAAAUAAAAUAAAGCUUGAGAAGUUACUUCAUAAAAUUGGGAGGUUUCUUCUUUGGAGGCUUUUAAGCAGAGGCUGGAUGGCCAUCUCUCAGGGGUGCUUUGAAUGUGAUUUUCCUGCUUCUUGGCAGGGAGUUGGACUGGAUGGCCCAUGAGGUCUCUUCCAACUCUAUGAUUCUAUGAAAAGUGAUUACCUUUGUAACUCAUUACACAGUCCCAACAAAACUGUAUUACUUCGUCAUUUUAUUUGUCGUAUUCCUAAUUACAUGUAAAUUUUAAAAGUUAAGAUGUCUUGAACCAAGUAUAAUGACGAGAACAGCAUCAAACAUUUAACAUUCUACAUAAACAUCUGUAAAAAUGUCUUAAAAUGUGUCUGAGAGGUAAUUUUGAAAAAUAACUAGAAAUUGUUCCUCUUCUUUUUGUCUUGUUUCCAUACAUUAUAUCAGGGGUCCUCAAACUAUGGCCCGGGCACCGGAUACGGCCCUCCAAGGUCAUUUACCCGGCCCUGAAAUGACUUGAAAGCACACAACAAUAAUAACAAUCCUAUCUCAUCAGCCAAAAGCAGGCCCACACUUCCCAUUGAAAUACUAAAAAGUUUAUAUUUGUUUAAAUUGUUCUUCAUUUGAAUUAUUGUAUUGUUUUUAAAUGUCUUUUACACUACAAAUAAGGUAUGUGCCGUGUGCAUAGGAAUUCAUCCAUGCUUUUUUCAAAUUAUAAUCCGGCCCUCCAACAGUUUGAGGGACUGUGACCUGGCUUCCUGUUUAAAAAGUUUGAGGACCCCUGCAUUAUAUGAUACCUUUGAAAUAUAACUUCAUCACGGUCUCAUUAUAAAAAAGUACUGUAUAUAAAACAUUAAUUUGGUGCAGGUAGGUAUUUUUCUCAUGCUGAGCAUAUUUUUCCUGAGCUUUUAUUUUGUGUGAAAUAAAUUUUGCAACCUGCAUAGCUAAAUUAUUCUUGACAAAUAAAAUCUUGUAAAAUAAAGACGUAUUUCUUUGAAAGUAUUAUAACAAAGGUGUGGCAACAGAUGGCAUUUUGGGAUGAACUAAGCACAUUCAGCAAAUCUGAGAAAUUAGUUGGUCCAUAUCAGGCAUGUUGGAGCAUAUAAGAAAUUGGUUAAUGUGUGUGCGUCAACUGUAGAAUAAGAUGCAUGAAGCUAACAUUUUUCAGGCUUGACCUAUGCAGAUGUUUGCAGAGAAACAGAGAGAAGCAGAUAGAGACACAGUUUGGAGUGUGCUUUUGCUUUAUCAGUUGCCGAAGGUGUUUCUCCACAAAGACAAAGAAAGACCAUUUUAAAUCUCUUAUAAAAGGACAUUAUGUUAGUCGAUGCAACUGAUUACAUGAUUGUAAAUAUGUU